AUGAAACGUCAGAUGCGACAAGCGAAUGAGAGUUUCGAGUCGCGUCGUCGUGAUCGCUCCGCGGAUGCUAUUCGUUCAGCUUCGCGAGCUGACUCGCGUCGUGAUAGGUCACUGGAUUCCCUGAGAAACAUUAACCAAUCACCGCAAUCGUACAGAAGAGCAGCACGUGAAAUAGAACAGGAGCCAGAGUACUGCUAUGCAUUGCCAAUGAAACACAAACAAGCGAAUGAUUCCCCACCACGGACCCACUACGCCACCUACGGUAGUCCUCGCAGAGAACGAUCUGAAGAUGUUCCUCCUGAAUUGCCUAAACAGCCGAUCCCGAACAGUUCUAUGACAAAGUUUGAACCGGCAUCAUAUCGCCCUUCAUCACAAGCACAACACAGGUAA
Molecule: messenger RNA, 390 nt
Organism: Cooperia oncophora
Lineage: Eukaryota; Metazoa; Nematoda; Chromadorea; Rhabditida; Trichostrongylidae
Source: the annotation of a GenBank genome assembly